This is a messenger RNA of Penaeus vannamei (Pacific white shrimp), 2107 nucleotides long. Lineage: Eukaryota; Metazoa; Arthropoda; Malacostraca; Decapoda; Penaeidae. The record is from RefSeq and is a predicted model, not a curated record.
CGUGGUGGACGUCGAGGAGAGGAUCAUUGGCGAUGAAGACGGCGGAGGAACAGACGUCGCCGACGAGAUGAAGAAGGCACAAGAAGAAGACGGAGACGGAGAAAGCGAAGGGGGAGACGGGGAAGGAGAAGGAGGAAGAAAGAAGGAAGAGAAGAAUCACAGAACCAAAGGACACUAUCCUCGACGCGCGGGAGCAGCGACAGCGUCCGUGAACGGGAGGCAGAACGGCCAUCGAACAGAGAUCUACGAGUCUGCAAGCGCCAAGGACUCCAAGAUCGGAGUCAGCAGCUUCUGCAAGGCGUUUCCGUGGCACUUCGUCUGCAACAAGGCCAUGAGGAUCACGCAGAUGGGCUCAGGUUUAUUGCAGGUCUUUGGUUCCCAGCCUUUGCGCCAUAACGAGGAGGUCUCGACGUGCUUCUCGCUGACCUCGCCUGAUUGCACGAGCUUGACCUAUGAUCAGGUCAUCGGCAGGAUCAACACGCCGUUUGUCCUUGCUUUCCGUCUGUUACCAUCUCUCCCCUCUCUCCCCCCGCAGAACAUGGGCCUCAAGGGGCAGAUGGUGGUGUGCCCCGAGAGCGACUCCCUCCUCUUCGUGGGCUCGCCCUUGCUCGACGGCCUCCGCGCCCUCACCUCCCACGGCCUCUACCUCUCCGACAUCCCCAUCCACGACGCCACCAGGGACGUCAUCCUCGUCGGGGAGCAGUCCAGGGCUCAGGACGGCCUCAAGCGAAGGAUGGUUCAGCUGAAGGACUCUAUCGAGGAAACCAAUAACCAAGUGGACAAGGAGCGGGAGAAGAACGUGUCGCUUCUCCAUCUUAUCUUCCCUCCUGACAUUGCGAAGAGACUGUGGAUCGGGGAGACGAUCCAGGCCCAGAAACACGACGAGGUGACCAUGUUGUUCAGCGACAGUGGCUUCACCUCCAUCUGUUCAACCGCGACGCCCCUCAUGGUGAUCAACAUGCUGCAGAGCCUCUACACGCAGUUCGACGCCUUCUGCGGCCAGCUCGACGUGUAUAAGGUGGAAACAAUCGGCGAUGCAUAUUGCGUAGCUGGCAACCUCCACCGCCGUAGUUCGUGGCACGCUCACCAGGUGGCUUGGAUGGCGCUCAAAAUGAUGUCCUCGUGCACGUCUCACACGACCCACGACGGUCGUCCAAUACAGAUGCGGAUAGGCCUCCACACGGGCCCUGUCCUGGCGGGGGUGGUUGGCACUGCGAUGCCAAGGUACUGCAUGUUCGGCUCCAACGUGACCCUCGCCAACCAGUUCGAGUCGAGUUCCGAGGCACAGAGAGUUAACAUCAGUCCGACAACGCACAGGCUCCUCGUCGAGACCCCGGGGUGGCAGUUCACUCCCCGCCAGCGCGAGGAUCUCCCCAAGACGUUCCCGAAGGAGCUGCCUGGCAUCCCGUACUUCCUUGACACCUAUUACCAUUCGUCGGUGGGGAAGGAGAGCUCCCUGACCGAGCACAUUGACUCCGCUUUGGACGACCUGGGACUCAAGGAAUACUGAAGGAGGAGCUAAAGAAGAGAAGGAGGAGGAGGAGAGAAAGACAAAAGAAAAAAAAGAGAAGGAGGGAAAGGGAUAGAAGGAUAGGUUGAUAGAAAGAAAGAAGGGAGAUGUGAGAAACGAGGAAUAAAUCAAAGAAGUAACAGACUACAGGAGAGAAAUAUUCUAGUCACUAGGUUUGAAUAAGUUCGAGUGCUGUGUUGAAAGUUAUACAUAGAAAACGAGGAAGAGGAGGAGGACAGGAGUAACUAAAGAAUUUGAAAGCACGAAAACCGUAACGCUGGAAAAGAGAUAAAAUUAGUGAUAAAGAGUUUGAAAAAUGUGGUGAUCCUAUGGAAACAAAGUAGAAUGAUAAAUCAAAUCAAAAUGAGUGACAUUGCGAAAGAAAACGCAGCGAGAAGAUGGGAAAAUAUGAUCAAACACAUGAAACGAGAGAGAGGAAAGGACAAAUAGAGAGAAAGAAACAGAGAGACAUUUUAUUUGUUUAUUGUUUGUUUAGCUUUUGACGUUUGUAGAAUCGCGUGAUUGUAAUUCUAGAUUAUUUUUCUCUCUCUCACCACUUGUGAUGUUCGAUUUAAGCGAUGUUGCUUUGUUAAAUGC